AUGAAGGUAAAGAAAAUAACCUCUGUUGUGAACACCGUGGAAAGUAAACGCUGAGAUCUCAACAGAAAGUUGAGGCAGAAUAAUCUCAUGACAGAGAUCAAAAAGAGGGAAAGGAAUAUCUCCCAGCAAAACCAGAAAAUGUUUCAACGCUUAGCCUCAAUAGUGAGCAGACCAAACCAGAUUAGGUUUGAAGGCAAAGGACCAAACUCUCUGAAUUUUGGUAGGCGGAAAAGUGAAAUGAGAAGAAUUAUGAAGUCUAAUAUUGAUAUUUUAAAGUAACAUCAAAAAUGCUAAACCAGCCUUGCCAAUCAAAGAUCUUCAGAAGAGGUUUCUUAAAAAUGAAAAAUACAAAACAAUAGUUUCUACUUAUGAUGAAUAUGGUAAGAAGGAAGAUCCAGUUGAAAGAUACAUGCAUCAGGUUUAUUACGAUGUCUCACCUUCUCCAAGAAAGAAGAUAGACCAAGGCUCCUCUAGAGCUACCUUCAAGCCGAGGACAAAGAGAAAAGGAUCUAUAGAUGCAAAGAAGAUGAGAUGGACAGGUGCUAAAGAGUAUCCAGGAGUUAGGAGCUUCCAGUUCUCCCCUUCUAAAGAGAGAAGUGAUACUCAGAGACCUAGUAUGUUCCCGUCCAUCAGUGACCUUAAAGAGAGAUUCAUGUCGGUUGAUCAGUUUAAUUCUAUGAUCUCAAAUGAAAUGGCAGAUAUUAGGAAGAUCAAGAAGGGGAAGAAGAAGUGUUUGAAAAGUGUGCAGCAGGUGUUCCAAAAUCAUGAGCCUUCCACUCAAGAUCACAUCUUCAGCACCUCCAUGAAUGUGGUCUAAGUACUUAGUGAGGUGUUCAAAUUUCAAUAAUG
Molecule: messenger RNA, 849 nt
Organism: Moneuplotes crassus
Lineage: Eukaryota; Ciliophora; Spirotrichea; Euplotida; Euplotidae
Source: the annotation of a GenBank genome assembly